GUGGCGGCGUCUCCCGGUCGCUCGAUCGAGCGCCAGUGUCUGAUCCGUUCCCCGUGUACGCGGUCCGAUCAGCCUCGAGCCAGCUUGCACGUUGCCGACUCGUUCGUCUCGACUCUCGACCUCUAACUCCGCGUUUCUGGCCUGCAGAUCGUCUUGUUUGCUCUGUCGGAUGCCCCGACGAGGCCAUAACGUUGGAUUUCUCAUCGCAGCACAUGGAUAUCGAUCAGACGGUCCGGAGCACCGACAGUCGGACUGAGGCCGCUCGAGUCUGUUUAUCCGGCCCGGCCUCCUCCUCGUCUCCUCCUCUAGGCCUCUCACCUCCCUCCUCAUUACCCCCAGGCUCCGGUCGGCUUUGCUUUCGACUUUCCACCUACCACGAGGAUCAUACGACAGAAUGGCCGCUGAAUUACCUAUCCCCGUGUACACCUCUCUGACCGACGUCCUCGGCGACCUACAAACAGCCUCUGUCCAAGCCUCGCGAUGGAACGAUGUGGUGGAGGAGUUUGAGAAGCGAUUCGGCAAGAAGCCAGCGUACAUCGCUCGAGCGCCCGGGAGGGUCAACUUAAUUGGCGAUCACAUCGACUACGUUCUCUUUGGAUGCCUUCCGGCUGCUGUCGAGCAGGAUAUCCUCUUCGCCUGCGGUCCUUCGUCUCAAGCAUCCGCGGGCAGCGUCGCCGCACAUAACCUCAAUCCCAAAUUCGCCCCGCAGAACUUCACCCCCAUGUUGAAGAGCGCUCCGAUACCGUCUGCGACGGAGCAGAAGGAGGCAGAGAAGGCUGUCAAUGCAGAGAGUUGGGACCUCGACAUCAACACGAAGGAGCUGCGGUGGGAGAGCUACGUCAAGGCUGGCUACUAUGGUGUACUCAACCACUUCUUCCCGCCCUCCUCGAAUGAGCGACCGGUACCGAUUGACAUUCUGGUCACUGGCUCUGUUCCCGCUGGUUCAGGGCUUUCAUCGAGCGCCGCCAUGGUCGUAGCGUCGACACUCUCGUUCCUCGCCGUGAACAACAAGCUCGGCGAACUGACGAAAGGCCAGCUGGUCGAGAUGGCGAUGGAGAACGAACAGCGCGUCGGAGUGAACAGUGGCGGCAUGGACCAGGCCGCGUCGGUCAUCUCGAUGCCAUCAUCGGCGCUGUACAUCACGUUCUUCCCCUUCCUGCACGCGGAACCGAUCCUCCUGCCCGUCCUGCGCACCAACCCGCGCGCCGUCUUCGUCUGCGCAAACUCGCUUGUAGUCAGCGACAAGGCCGUCGGCGCGAAGACGCGCUACAACCUGCGCGUCGUCGAGACGCUCGCCGGCGCGCGCAUCCUCGCGCGCCACCUCAACGUCCCGCUGCAGCCCACGGAGCGCCCGCCGCUCCGGAUCGUGCUCGGGCGGUGGCUCGGGUACACCGAGACGAAGGGCCAGCCGUCCGAGCUCGACACGGACAAGCUCAAGGACGGCCUCAAGAAGGUGCUCGCGGAGGUGGAGAAGCUCCGCCCCGCGGGCAGGGCCGACGGCGAGGAGCUGGGGCUCACGAUGGAGGAGAUGAUCAAGGAGAGCGGGCUCGACAAGAAGACGUUCUAUGAGGUGUACUUGAGCUGGGUAGAGGUCGAGGCGACGCACUUCCAGAUCUACAAGCGCGUCAAGCACGUCUUCGAGGAGUCCCUGCGGGUCAUCGAGUUCCGCGCGGCGUGUCUCCGCGCGGCGGACGCGGCGCAGACCCCGGACGGGGCCCUCCCGGAAAGCGUGCUCCGCGAGCUGGGCGACCUCAUGGACACGUCGCACGAGAGCUCGAGCAAGACCUUGGAGAACUCGUGCCCGGAGGUCGACGAGCUCGUCCGCAUCGCGAAGGAGGCCGGAGCGUACGGCUCGCGGGUCACGGGUGCGGGCUGGGGCGGAUGCACGGUGUCGCUCGUGGCGGAGGAUAAGGUGGACGCGUUUAUUGAGCACCUCGUGGCGCAUUACCCGGCGUACAAGGGUCUUGAGGGCGAGGCGCUGAAGCAGGUGAUCUUUGCGACGAAGCCGAGUAGUGGGGCGUGUGUGCUCAAGCUCGAGUAAAGGCGAAUGGUACGAUUUUUAAGGAGGAAGAAUGUACUAAGAGUAUGUAUGUACUUAAUAAUAUCGGUGCUUGUAUCCUUUGCCCCCGUA
Messenger RNA from Rhodofomes roseus, 2131 nucleotides. RefSeq names its product Galactokinase. Gene Ontology annotation, cellular component: cytosol; cytoplasm. The coding region runs from base 395 to 2041 and encodes 548 amino acids. Gene Ontology annotation, biological process: carbohydrate phosphorylation; galactose metabolic process. The transcript has 10 exons. The record is from RefSeq and is a predicted model, not a curated record. Gene Ontology annotation, molecular function: ATP binding; galactokinase activity. NCBI's taxonomy places the organism in Eukaryota, Fungi, Basidiomycota, Agaricomycetes, Polyporales, Fomitopsidaceae.